AAGAAGAAACUAAAAUUAAAUCAUUCACUUUUACAUCGCGAGAUUGGAAACAGUGUUUAACGUUUUAUUUAGAUAAUAUAGAAUAUAUUUGUACGUGAAAUGGAUAAAAUGUCUACGAUUUUCACAUCUGAUUUGUUUACAAAUACAACAGCAGCGACAACCAAGGUUGAACCCUAUGCAAGCACCACUUCUACAUCCAUCUUUGAAGACUAUAAGACUUUCAGUUUAGAAGAAGUUUCUUGGCACGACACCCUUGGUGAUUGCUGGAUUAUAAUAUACGACAGAAUUUAUGACGUGACCGAUUUCCUGCAAGAGCAUCCAGGAGGCGCAGAUAUCCUGCUGGAUUACGCAGGAAGGGAUGCAACAGUGGCCUUCCGGGGUUCCGGGCACAGUUCUCAUGCCAUAAGGACCUUGGAAAGAUUCUGCAUCGGGGAGUUACCCUUGGCAGAACGUAUUUUCAGAAAGCCGUGUGGAUUUAGGCUUAGCGAUUUACCUGAUUAGCAUUUAGAGUAUUUUUAAAGCAUUUAUGAUUGUAUGAAUUACUGAUUGUUGUUUAUUAUGUUCAGAGAAUAUCUAAAGAUGUUGUGGAAGAAUUGAGAAGAUUGAGGAAUAUGCAAAUAACAGUUUUUUAACAUGUCGACCAUGCAUGCGAUUACAAGAUUUGUUACUUAUUUUUAAGUACGGAUGUACCGACCUAUCUUUCUGAAAUAAAAAAUGUGUAUGAAAUAA
This is a messenger RNA of Anoplophora glabripennis (Asian longhorned beetle), 729 nucleotides long. RefSeq names its product cytochrome b5-like. Gene Ontology annotation, cellular component: intracellular membrane-bounded organelle; membrane. Gene Ontology annotation, molecular function: heme binding. The coding region runs from base 100 to 501 and encodes 133 amino acids. Lineage: Eukaryota; Metazoa; Arthropoda; Insecta; Coleoptera; Cerambycidae. The record is from RefSeq and is a predicted model, not a curated record. The transcript is spliced from 2 exons.